AUGAUGCUAAUAGUGCAAACUGCGAAAAGAGCUAUUAUAGGGCUGUCUUCAAGAAAUUCAACGCCAAAUUACCCUGUCGUGGCUCGACAUUACCACGAGAAUGUAAUAGACCAUUAUGAGAAUCCCCGCAACGUUGGAUCCCUUGAUAAGAAUGAUCCAAACGUUGGCACGGGAUUGGUCGGAGCACCGGCCUGUGGGGACGUAAUGAAGCUACAGAUCAGGGUCGAUGAUGAUUCUGGUCAAAUCAUCGACGCUCGUUUCAAGACUUUUGGUUGUGGCUCAGCUAUUGCCUCUUCUUCCCUUGCUACGGAAUGGGUCAGAGGCAAAACGAUGAACGAAGUCCUCACCAUCAAGAACACUGAAAUAGCGAAACAUCUAUCUUUACCACCUGUGAAGCUACAUUGUAGUAUGCUUGCAGAAGACGCAAUCAAAGCAGCGGUUAAAGACUACAUGGCGAAGCGUGCCAAGGCUAAUAGUCUGAUUACAAAACCUAAUUACAAAGAAUGA
Arabis nemorensis is the source of this 507-nucleotide messenger RNA. NCBI's taxonomy places the organism in Eukaryota, Viridiplantae, Streptophyta, Magnoliopsida, Brassicales, Brassicaceae. The record is from the annotation of a GenBank genome assembly.